This is a messenger RNA of Synchiropus splendidus (mandarinfish), 3491 nucleotides long. It is a transcript of the gene tm9sf1, whose product is annotated as transmembrane 9 superfamily member 1. The record is from RefSeq and is a predicted model, not a curated record. Gene Ontology annotation, cellular component: membrane. Bases 965 to 2749 code for a protein of 594 amino acids. The transcript has 9 exons. Gene Ontology annotation, biological process: protein localization to membrane. Lineage: Eukaryota; Metazoa; Chordata; Actinopteri; Syngnathiformes; Callionymidae.
UUUACCGAUUUUUAUACCUAUAUCUGUCUUUAAAUCUUUAUUUCCAGCCACACCUUCUCAUCAAACGUAGACUAGUUAUAGUCCACAUGAUUAUACAUUUGGCUCUCUCGUCGUUUAUUCAGUGCAAACUGACUUUUGAAUUACUCGAAUUAAGUGUCAUUGACUCGAUUGAACUGUGGACGGUCUGUAGAACUCGACUGAAUCCAUGUUCUCAUCACCGAUAACGUUCAGUUGGGUCUUUCUACUAUCUAUGCCACGCACUUUGCUAUAUUUGUUACUCAAGUUGCAUCUCGAAACUUAAGUAAUUCUAAUAAUUACUCUUGUAGGUACUUGAAAUUCGAGAUCCCCUCUAUUUUUCCUAGAAGGUGAGGUCAUGUUUGUCCAUUUUAAUAUUAAACACUGUGUAAUAAGUGGCUAUCACGCUAGUUAAUAGCUGAAUUAUAACAUCUAUAACAGAUCAGUGGUUCGAGGUGUGGUUGUUGCACAUAUUAUUGUGCCAAGGUAAACAUGUAUGAGCGAGACGUGGGUUUUUUUCAUUUGUUUUUGGCCAGCGGAAACCUAACAUAAAGCUGUGAGAAGAGUCUUAGUCACCAGUCAUAUAACAUUAAUUCAAACCAAUUUAGCAUCCAUCCCCAUAUUCAAAUACCAAAGUUAUGUGGUUAUAAUACACUUCAGUUUUGUUUUUUAUCUGGUUCAGUGAUCAGAAACCUUGCUUUUGAGUGGACCAUUAGUUUAUCAUUUAAUUCAUUCUAAAAUAAUAUGCUUGUAGUUGUAAUUUUGAAUGUCGUCGAUCUGUUUAGAUUUCCUACAAAUGGUGUGUUACUUUCUUGAAACCGUGCCAGCGAUGCAACAAUGUGAAGCGUGUGCUGUGAUCCUGGGAGACAUUUAACACGAUGUAUGAAGUAGCUGCUGAUCUUUUUCACCUUCAGUUUGACACUGUAGAACAGGAGGUCACCUCAGGAAAAUGGACCUGAAGUCCAUUUGGCUCCUCAGCCUUGUCUGUGGCUGGGCAGUGGGCUUCAAGCAGGGGGAUAACGUGACUCUCUAUGUUAACAAAGUGGGCCCUUAUCAUAACCCCCAGGAGACAUAUCACUAUUACACCCUGCCGGUUUGCAGACCACAGAAGGUGCAUCACAAAUCUCUGAGUUUGGGAGAGGUUUUGGAUGGUGACAGGAUGGCAGAGUCUUUAUAUCACAUCAAAUUCAGAGAGAACGUGGAGAAAAAAACUCUUUGUAAACUCACCUUAUCAGGAGAGCAGGUUGAGCAACUUCGGGAAGCUAUUGAGGAGUUGUACUACUUUGAGUUUGUCCUGGAUGACAUUCCCAUUUGGGGAUUCGUUGGAUACUUGGAAGAAGGAGGCCUGUUGCCUCACACUCACAAGGUGGAUCUAUGGAACCACUUGGACUUUAAUAUCGAGUACAACGGGGAUUCUGUGAUCUUCGCCAAUGUAUCGGUGAAGGACGUCAAACCAGUCCCUCUGGAAGAGGGUGCCGGGUCAGCUGGGGUCGGAGUGGGAGUUGGCAGCCGAAACUUGACCAUUACGCACACCUAUAGCGUGCGCUGGUUCGAGUCUUCGUUGCCUUAUUCACGUAGAGCUGAACGCCUCAGAGACUACUCCUUCUUUCCCAAAACGCUGGAGAUCCACUGGUUGUCCAUCAUUAACUCACUGGUGCUGGUGGUGCUGCUGCUGGGUUUCGUCAUCAUUAUUCUCAUGCGAGUCCUGAAGAACGACUUUGCCAGAUACAACGUUGAGGAGGAGGGUGGCUGUGAUGAUAUGGACCACAGUGACAACGGCUGGAAGAUCAUCCACACGGACGUCUUCAGGUUUCCGCCCUACAAGAGUCUUCUGUGUGCCGUCCUGGGGGUGGGGGCUCAGUUCCUUACCCUUGCCACUGGGAUCAUCAUCAUGGCAUUGCUGGGAAUGUUCAACGUGCAUCGUCAUGGCGCCAUCAACUCCGCUGCUAUCGUCCUGUACGCGUUGACCAGCUGCGUGUCAGGAUACGUUUCUUGUAGCUUUUACACACAAAUUAAUGGACAGCGAUGGGUUUGGAACAUCAUCCUCACAUCGACCCUUUUUUCUGCUCCUCUUUUCCUAACAUGGAGCAUUGUGAACUCAAUCCACUGGUGGUGCGGCUCCACUCAGGCCUUGCCGGUCACCACCGUUCUGCUCCUGCUAGCUGCCUGGAUAUUGGUUGGCUUCCCGCUGACUGUCAUCGGCGGCAUCGUGGGAAAGAACCGCGCGGGCAGCUUCCAGGCCCCGUGCCGCACGCGCAACAUCUCCAGACAAAUUCCGGCUCAGCCGUGGUACAAACACACCGCCGUGCACAUGGCCAUCGGUGGCUUCUUGCCGUUCAGUGCCAUCUCAGUGGAGCUGUACUACAUCUUUGCCACUGUUUGGGGAAGAGAACAUUACACCCUGUAUGGAAUCUUGUUGUGUGUCUUCGCCAUCCUCCUGUCAGUGGGGGCGUGCAUCUCAGUGGCGCUCACCUACUUCCUGCUGUCUGGGGAGGACUACAGAUGGUGGUGGCGCAGCGUCCUCAGCACCGGCUCCACCGGAAUCUUCAUCUUUGUUUACUCUGUUUUCUACUACAAGAAUCGCUCGUCGAUGAGUGGCCUAGUGCAAAGCACAGAGUUCUUCGGCUACUCUCUGCUGACGGCAUUCGUCUUCUCCCUGAUGCUGGGCAGCAUCUCCUUCUGGUCUUCGCUCGCCUUCAUUCGCUACAUCUACCGCAGCCUCAAGAUGGACUGAGCGCAGACGAGAAGCUGCUGAAGCGAUAACGGCUGGUCCUUGCUGUAGAAAGACAGGCUUCGGUCACAGACUCUCCAGUGGAUCAGGGAGAAGAGAAACAGAGGCCUUCGACUUUUACCUGAACUAUACGAGCUGUGAAUGCUGGAGUAUGUGAGACUUGAAUGGGGAGGGGCUUCUUUCUGUAUUUAAUGAUGAAGUGGCCGGACAAAGGGACGUGUGUCAAAAAUGAUUUUAUAAUGGCAGUUUGAGAAGUGUUGUUUUCUUCGCAGGUUGCAGUUAGACAUGUGGUGUGAAAUCCCGUCGUGCUGAUUAAAUUUAUUUCCCCAGAGUGAUCAAGUGUUGCAUAUAUCACUUUUUUUGUGACGAUUUACUUUAUUGUGGAAAAUGUCAUGAGGUUCUAGGGUGAAGGACAUGUCGCACUGUGAGAAUACUAGCCAGGAAAUGCUUCUCUAUGUGAGAAUGCUUGGUUCUUUUUCCAUUUAGUCAUGAAGGAGCUUUUCUACCGCAGCCUUGUCAAGCUGCCUAUGCCAUAAACAGGAAUGAAGUUGGUCUAGCUUGGGAGACACCCUGCAUUUUCUCUUCAUGGUGGCUGGGGAAGAACAUUUCAUCUCACAAAGUGAGUGACAUGAAGGUUUUCUGCUCAGAUUAGAUCCCGUUUACUCUCAAUUACUCCAUCUGUCUUUCAAAUUUCAGAUAUGUAUGUAGACAAAAGGCCUGGCCUCGAGGUGUGUUCAAACAUAUU